GUUCCUAUAGAUUGAGCUACCCGAGUUGCCCAAGAAGACCAAGCUAGCUUUGCCUCUUCGUUCUCCCAUCUCCGCUUAGUGCUGAAUUCUGCUCGACCUUCCAUCCAUGGCGCGGCUUCUGCUGGCGUUUGCGCUUCUUCUUGUGGGACCGGUGGUGGAUGCGGCGACCGCAAACUACAAGUUCACAGUGGGGAGUAUGCGAAUCAGUCAGCUAUGCAGCAGCACUAACAUUAUUGCGGUGAAUGGCCAACUGCCAGGCCCGGCGAUAGAAGUGAACGAAGGAGACGCGGUUGCCGUCAAAGUCAUCAACGCUUCACCGUACAACUUAACCAUCCACUGGCAUGGUGUGCUCCAGCUAAUGACACCGUGGGCGGACGGGCCGAGCAUGGUGACGCAGUGCCCGAUCCAGCCGAACAGCUCGUACACGUACCGGUUCAACGUUCCCGGGCAGGAAGGCACGCUGUGGUGGCACGCGCACUCCUCCUUCCUGCGCGCGACGGUGUACGGCGCCUUCAUCAUCAGGCCAAGGAGCGGCAACUCCUACCCCUUCCCGGCGCCGGACAAAGAAGUCCCCAUCGUACUAGGUGAGUGGUGGAACCGGAAUGUGGUCAAUGUCGAGAGCGACGCCAUCUUGGCCGGUCAGCUUCCCACACAGUCCGACGCGUUCACCGUUAACGGCAAAACUGGCCAGCUCUACCAGUGCGCAAAUGAGACGUUUACGGUGGACGUGGCACCCAACACGAGGGUGCUGCUCCGGGUCAUCAACGCCGGCCUCAACUCGCACCUCUUCCUCAAGCUGGCCGGGCACAACUUCACCGUCGUCGCCGUGGACGCGGGCUACACCUCCAACUUCAACACGGACACGCUCGUGCUCGCGCCGGGGCAAACCGUGGACGCGCUCGUGUCCACCAACGCCGCGCCGGGGAGCUACUACAUGGCGGUGCAGGCGCACGACACCCUGACCCCGUCGACGAUGGCCGCCUCCGACGCCACCACCGCCACGGCGAUCCUGCGAUACAACGGCACGUCGACCAACCCGCCCGCGAUGCCCACCAUGCCGGUUAGCUCGGACUCCUCAACGGCCAACGCAUUCUACUUCGGGCUGAGGGGCCUGGCCACGCCCGGAGCGCCGGCCGUGCCGUCGAAGGUGGACGUGAGCAUGACCAUCGAGCUGGGGCUCGGCCAGAUGCCGUGCGACCCGUCACAGACAAAAUGCAACGGGAGCGCCGCGGCGGCGGCGAUGAACGGCGUGUCGUUCCGCCUCCCGCCGCCGCAGACGUCCCUCCUGGGGGCACACGUCAACGGCAUGUCGGGUGUCUACACGGCCGACUUCCCGGACGGCCCGCCGCCGAGCGGCACGCCGAUGGCUGUGGGGACCAAGGUGAAGAAGCUCAAGUACAACUCGGUGGUAGAGAUCGUGCUGCAGAACCCGACCGCCGUCCCGACGGAGAACCACCCGAUCCACCUCCACGGCUUCAACUUCUUCGUGCUGGCGCAGGGGAUCGGCAAUUUCACCCCGGGCGCCGGCUACAACCUGGUCGACCCGGUGGCGCGCAACACCAUCGCCGUGCCGGGCGGCGGGUGGGCCGUGAUCCGCUUCGUCGCCAACAAUCCAGGCAUGUGGUUCUUUCACUGCCACCUGGACCCGCACGUGCCCAUGGGCCUCGGCAUGGUGUUUCAAGUGGAGAGCGGGAGGAUGCGCGGCUCGACCCUGCCUCCGCCGCCUGCUGAUUGGGUAGGAGUAUGUGACCCGCAGCACUACGCAGCCGCGGUGGAAGCGGCGGCGCCGGCGCCGGCUCCGGCGCCAGCGCCAGCACCAGCACCAGCAGAAUCGCCGCGGGCGGUGGAACCACCGCGCACGGUGGAUCGCAAACCGUCGCCCACUCUUCCCCAGCGCAGGGAGCACACGCUUCCCUCUGCUAAUUCCGCUGCUGGACCGAAAGCUAUUGGGCAUCUCACUUGUUUCUUCUGUUUUAUUCUUCUUUUCUUUGUUCUUCGUGAGCAGAAGGCCUAGUGCAUGUUAAGCUUAUACUUAUACCCGCCCAAAGAUUUGCAGUUUGUUUACAUGUAAGUAAAAGUGAGCAUUGUUUUUGUUUUUAAACUUUUGUCAAUGUGUAUAUGAAUUUGAUUUGAUGUAAUUGUGCUCUUCAUUCUCCUCCCCAACCAAGGGAAGAUGUGCAUAACAAAGUUCGAAGUUCAGAUCGUUUGACUA
Messenger RNA from Phragmites australis (common reed), 2212 nucleotides. RefSeq names its product laccase-7-like. The record is from RefSeq and is a predicted model, not a curated record. Gene Ontology annotation, cellular component: apoplast. The transcript has 6 exons. Bases 107 to 2014 code for a protein of 635 amino acids. NCBI's taxonomy places the organism in Eukaryota, Viridiplantae, Streptophyta, Magnoliopsida, Poales, Poaceae. Gene Ontology annotation, biological process: lignin catabolic process. Gene Ontology annotation, molecular function: hydroquinone:oxygen oxidoreductase activity; copper ion binding.